ACGUAUAAUGAUUGUAAUAACUGACAUCAAAACAUAACCUAUUAUAAUUAAGUGUUUAUAUUUUGUCAUAAAUAAGGGGCUAGAUCUCUCUAAAUCCGCCACUCCAUAUUUACCUCUAGAGUUAUAUCAGAAAAUCCUGUGUAUCAGCCAGUGUGGAAACUAUGUCAAGCAGAAAUUAUGCAAUCAUAUACUUCGUGGACAUUACGUAUGGUGCAUCGAAUUAGUCAUAUUGCAACUGUAAACAACAUGUGUCAACCAAGUGUCUGUAGACCAGGAAAUGAUAUCUCCGGAAAAGAGAGACGAACUGUUGUUACUUUAUCAGUUAUAUUUGUGGUGAUAUUUAGCGGAUUUGUUGGCAUUCAAAAUUUACAGAGUACUCUUAACAACGAGGAAGGAUACGGUGUGAUAUCUUUGUCGAUUCUAUAUGCAGGCUUUCUUCUGUCGUCAAUUUUUGCCCCUUCGUUCAUCCAGCUUUUCACCCCCAAAGGUUGUUUGAUAAUAGGGUUUAUAGCCCAUGUAGUGUAUACUGCAAGCAAUCUUCAUCCAGUAUUCUGGACGUUGCUUCCGGCUUCCGCCUUUGUUGGGAUAACUUCCGGUCUAAUAUGGACGACACAAGGGAUGUACAUAUCGCACUGUGCAAUAUCUUUCUCUCAAACCCAAAACGUUCAAAUGAGGGAAAUAUUUGGCAAAUUUCAUGGCAUAUUUUUCUUUAGUUAUGCAUUUCCUAGUAUAUUAGGAAACUUGGUGUCUUCCAUUAUUUUAAUGCAAGGAGACUACAAUGUAACAACUAACGCUUCAGAGUACGGUAGAAUCAAAGUAUGUGGUGCAGAUUUAUGUCCAGAACAGUCUGUAGCAGAGGGACAGUUCGCUUUACCAGAUGCACUAACGGUCAAAAUACUUAUGUCUGCGUUUGUAAUUUCCAGCAUUAUUGGUCUGCUGUUAUGCAUUUGUUUAUUACCAUCACUUCCAGCCCCCGUGACUUCAUCAAAGAAUAGUGCCAUUAGAAAGAUGCUAUCCGCCUCCCAUUUUUGUCUUCGAGUGAACACUGAAGUAGAGAUGAUUCUAAUGAUCCCGUCCAUCGUGCUUUUGUCGUUUGUGGAGUCCUUCCGGUGGAUUGACGUUUCCAAGGUCUAACACAUUAUUAUGUGCAGAUGUUUUCAGGCCUAUAUCAGCUGUCCAUAUGGUGUGCAGUUUGUUGGAUUUGCAAUGGCCCUGCAUGGAGUUUUUAGCGGAAUAUCGUCAAUUGUCCUUCCAAGGCUGGCUAAUUUGAUCGGUAGAAAAUAUGUACUGACUUUAUUAAUUAUUGGAUUCACUAUAACGUAUGUGGUUUUCUUAGAAUGGACACCUAUAAAGGACGAACUGCCCCAAAUGAUGGGGUUUAUUUCCAUACAAGGAGUACUGGAAGGAGGCUUCAAUACAAUGCAAUGUGCUUUACUCUCAUCUAUUUACCCAACGAAAACGGAUGCAGCGUUCGCCAGCCUUGCAACAUGGAAAUCAUUAGGCAACACAACAAUCAUAUGCCUGGCUUAUUACCUGUGUGAAAGGUCAAGGUUGUAUAUUAUCAUUUCCGUUGGUAUCCUCUCAAUAACAACCUACGUUGCCUUAGAGAUACGUUUGAGACUGAAAAAGAAGAUACCGGAAGUUGAGGAUGAAGAAGAGAAUGAGAGCAACGAAGAGUUAAAGAUGUCCGCCAUUUAAAUAUUGCUUUACUUAAUUAUAAUUUGAUUCUGAUUUUAACGCGCCAUUUGAUUAGAUAGAACAUUUAGUUUGUAUCCUAUAACCUGUGUUGCCUACAUCACAAUAUGACUUGAGACAAAAAAUCAUUGGUCCCCUUAAUGUUACAAUUAAAUUUUGUACAAUUUGAAGUUAUUUCUUGCUGAAAAAAUUGUUUUAUUUUUACAAUUUAUGAUAGAAAAUUAAAUUAAAAGAUAUAAAUUUAA
This is a messenger RNA of Saccostrea echinata, 1940 nucleotides long. RefSeq names its product protein unc-93 homolog A-like. NCBI's taxonomy places the organism in Eukaryota, Metazoa, Mollusca, Bivalvia, Ostreida, Ostreidae. Bases 1144 to 1698 code for a protein of 184 amino acids. The transcript has 3 exons. The record is from RefSeq and is a predicted model, not a curated record. Gene Ontology annotation, biological process: transmembrane transport. Gene Ontology annotation, molecular function: transmembrane transporter activity.